This is a messenger RNA of Papaver somniferum (opium poppy), 2619 nucleotides long. RefSeq lists its product as uncharacterized. The coding region runs from base 1048 to 1938 and encodes 296 amino acids. Lineage: Eukaryota; Viridiplantae; Streptophyta; Magnoliopsida; Ranunculales; Papaveraceae. The record is from RefSeq and is a predicted model, not a curated record. The transcript is spliced from 6 exons.
GCUUCAUUUUACUUAUCCAUCCGUGUGACUGCUAAAAAAAAAUUUGUCUGCUGGGGAAGAACUAAUUUAUCUGAAAUUUCAUGGCUUCAUUGAAUUAAUCCUCUUCAUAACCCUUCUACUUGAUUCAUUCAGUACGGACGGCAGCGAAAGAAAACUACUGGAGAAGACCUUAUCAUCAAAACAUCGUUGUCCUCCGGCAAUUUUAAUCUCCACUCCGGUACCAGAAAUGAACCCUCCAUCAUUGGGAACUGAUACUGACCUUGAGCGAUUCAGAAGAUUUCGUCCUGGUGGUACCUUAUCGAGCAUCCCAAAUGCUAAAUUUCUUUCUGAAGUGGAGGUUCGGGGGAUGUUUAACAUUCCCAAGUCUGUAAAAUUUACUAAGAUGGAAAAUCUGACUGAUCCAAUUUGUAAAGACGAGGUAGUAGUUAAUCUCUAUCAGCUUGCCUGCGGAUUAACAAUGCCUGUAGACUCCUUUACCUGCGCGCUUCUUAAUGCCUGGGGAAUUUCAAUUAAUCAAAUGCAUCCGUCACUGUGUUUGGUAUUGCAACGGGUGCGUUCCAUCUCCAAAGCUUACCAUCUUUUAUAUUGCCAAUAGACGAUCAAAAAAUCAUAACUCCCACAGGACGGCAGAUGCCCGGGCUUCCUUGGAAGGUCUUUUCUUAUGAAUGCAAACAUCCGAACACAAAAUUCCGGUUUGACGGGUUCCCUUCAUGCUGUAGAUGGGAUGAUCACUUCUACAGAUUCCGGAAUUGACAAAAGGAUCAAAGAGACAAUGACCCUACAUUCCCAACUGAUAAUGUAUUCACAAACGGUCUCUUAAUUGAGGACAGCAGCGACGAUCGUAUUGAGAAAUUCUUCAACCUACCGAGUAGCUUGUUUGAUGUGUCACUUUCAGAUGAGUAUGUUGACUGGCGCUACGAAAAAGAUUUGAAUGCAAAUGAAAUCUCAGCCCCAACACGUGUUGUUCCUCUUAAUCAGAGGCCAGGAGUUACCGCCAUCGAAUCCGACUCCGAGUCUUAUGACGGUUGUUCUCCUAAAGCACCAGAAAUGAAUUCAAUGGGGGCAGAUUACCUUCAAGGAUCUUCCUCUCCUUCUAGUUUGCUUAGAAUUCGUCGAAGACAUUACAAGACAAAAACGGUUGGGGCUAAUUCCUCGGACGCCCAUGGCCUUGGAGCUAGCAAUGGAAAAACAAGCUUCAAGAGGCUUCGUAAAGGUGAUCAGCUGCUUUCUUUCACAUUUAAGGGUCGAUAUCCGAAGAACCAACUAGUGAAUAAAGCUCCACAGUUUGUGAUUGUUCCUGACGCUAUGUCUGGAAAGAUAUGUGAAGCCGCUCGCCGCAGCAAACGUCUGAUUAAUAAAGGCUAUUCUUGUAAAGUAGCAAGUUCGUAUGGUCCAGGCGUUGGAUUUGCCCCUGCUUUUGACGGAAAUAGGGAGAGCAUGAAUUCUGGUUCUAGUGAUGAGGUUCUUAGAAUGGAAAUUGAAAGUUCUGAUGACAUUUCUUCUGGUUGUCCAAGUCCUUUCACCAACUUGGUCGAUGCUCAAGUUCCAUUGGGGAGAGAAGCCGUUAGAGGAAACGAUUUCUCCAACACUGUAUUUGCGGAUGAUAACUUAACUAGCAAAGAAAAUGCAUCUACUGCCCGUGACAGCAUUCAAUCACCGGGUCACAGAAAAUCUACUUGUGAUAACGGAGAAAAAGUCAUCCAACCACCCCUUCCAACUGAUACUUUGCCUGAUUUCGAUAUAUUUUCCGACCGCGGAAUGAUGGGAAGUGGUUCGACUAACCCUUGUCAUGCUACAGAGAAUGUUAGAGUACGUCGGCCUGCUUCAAUCCUGCAACCUGACAUUAGUCGACCUUCCCCUGCCUCUCCAUCUCCAAUCCACCCGAUAAACGAGCCUGAUUGCGACACAUUGCUUAAAAACCAUGAUAGAACAAUAUAACCAGUUCCUGAAAUCCGCCACUCAACUAAAUGAUGCGCAAAAACAACGUGCUUUGGAAGGUGGUGCUGAUGCCGGUAUGAGACAGGAAAUUGCACAGUUGGAGAGAAAAAAUACUGAGCUGUCCGCUGCUAUUAGGAUGCUGACCGAAGAGUUGGCUGGAGUGCGCCAGGAAUUAGCUGACUCGAAAUCCCGUGAAUUGCAACUGCAACUUUCAUUGGACGAAAUCAGUGAUGUACUUCCAGACUCUUGGGAGUACUAAUUUGCUCCCAACUUCAAAACUUGGUAGGGGAGAUCUGACCUUUGCUUAUUCCACUAUUUGCAGCAAUUUUCCUUAACAUAAGACUGCAUUUUUGAACUCUCCAGCAGAGUUUUCGUUCUGAUGGUAUUUGGGGCGUGAAACCACACUUUUGUACAUGAAGCGACGACGCUCGAAUUAAUCAUACAUGUAAUUUUGGUGAUGACUGCAGUAGAAAAAUAUGUAUGCAUGAUAUUUAGUCUCGGUACAAAUUUCCUUGAAUUACUUGUGAAGCAACAGCCUUCGUAAGGAUAUUAACCUUUGGUUGGAAAAAUUAAGAUGGUUGGACAUCCAUGUUGAUCGCGGCUCUGAAACGCUUUAUAUUGAUAUCAUUGUUGUCUGUGGUAUGAUAUUCGCCCCCACUAGUAUAUACAAGUUAUUUCGAA